UUCUGAAAACAGAUCCAAGAGGCCUCACUCGAGCGAAUCGACGUUAUUUUAUCGAGUAUUGUAGCCGAUGGUCGAUAUCUGUCUGAAUUUUCACGAUAUUCUUUAUUACGUCUAGCUUGACAGCAAUAGACACGAACAAGAUCAUUCAAGAUGUCUACUCCAAUAGUAAAACCACAACUUCGACAUCUCCUCACGGCACAGAUUAAAAAGAAUCUUGUAACAAUGAUGGUAGUUAGCAUCAGUGCGGGGGUGGCGUAUAAGAUUCUUGUUGUCGAUAAGAGAAAACAAAGAUACGCUGAUUUUUACAGAACUUACGAUGCAGAGAAACAGCUAAAGAUAAUGAAUGAGGCUGGUCUCAUGCAGUCCUAUAAGCCUUCAAAGAAGUAAAUUUAUAUGUACAAAUGAUAGAAGAAAAGCUUGAGAGAGCGAAAAUAAGAUAGUCUUUUUCGGGAUUAUAUAUUAUAUCUAUAUAUGUAUAAUCAAUAAAUUCAACAUAGUA
Molecule: messenger RNA, 499 nt
Organism: Trachymyrmex septentrionalis
Lineage: Eukaryota; Metazoa; Arthropoda; Insecta; Hymenoptera; Formicidae
Gene: Cox6c
Product: cytochrome c oxidase subunit 6C
Exons: 3
Coding region: 151-387 (78 amino acids)
Source: RefSeq, a predicted model, not a curated record